Aspergillus udagawae is the source of this 219-nucleotide messenger RNA. RefSeq names its product DASH complex subunit DAD4. Lineage: Eukaryota; Fungi; Ascomycota; Eurotiomycetes; Eurotiales; Aspergillaceae. Gene Ontology annotation, cellular component: mitotic spindle; DASH complex. The transcript is spliced from 5 exons. The coding region runs from base 1 to 219 and encodes 72 amino acids. Gene Ontology annotation, biological process: attachment of spindle microtubules to kinetochore. The record is from RefSeq and is a predicted model, not a curated record.
AUGGAGAGUCCACACGAGCACCAGCAAGCGCUAUUGCUUUCUCGAAUUAUCGGCAACAUCGAGAAACUCAACGAGUCAAUCAUGGUCAUGAACAAGAGCCUCCAGGAGGUCAACAUCCAGAACAUGAACGUGGAGCUUGUGGCCCAGAUGUUCAAGAACUACCAGUCUAACGUUCUCUUCCACUUGGAAGCUACGGAGAAUCUGAAGGAGCCAUCAUAA